AUGGAUAAGUGGUUGCUGAAGAUACAUAAAAGUAGUAACGUAGAGACAGAACAGAAAAGUGAUAUUGCCAGUGGAUCCAGUGGAACGCGGAGAAAAAUAGAAGAUGAUGAGAAACCUAGCACUAGUGUGAAGAAAAAAACGAGAAAGUAUGACCCCGAAUAUCUGCAAUAUGGUUUCACGGAAAACAACGAAUGCGAACUACCGCGGCCUCAAUGUGUGAUUUGUUUUGAAGUGUUGGCCAAUGAAAGCUUGCGUCCUAACAAGUUGCUACGUCAUCUCCAAACUAAGCACUUUGAGUGGAAGGAUAGAGCUGUUGAUUUUUUUGUUGCAAAAGAAAAGGCACUCAGGGUAUCCAGGAAAAACAUACAGUCAUUCACGAAAGUUUCCGAAAAAGCUAUGAUUGCAUCUUACCAUUUAAGUUUGAAAGUAGCGCGUUCUGGUAAAGCCCACACAAUUGGUGAAAGUUUGAUUCUUCCGGCUAUUAAGGAAACGGUUUCAAUAAUGUUUGGUGAAAAAUACGCACAUGAAAUUGAAGCUAUUCCUCUUUCGAAUAACACAGUAGCGAGAAGGAUCGAUGAAAUGUCCGACUGGGCCGAGGAUCAGCUGGUAAGCAGAAUACAGGCAAGUACCCAUUUUUCAUUGCAACUAGAUGAGUCAACUGAUGUCGAAGGACUAUCGCAGCUGAUAGUGUUUGUCCGAUAUUUUUGGAAUGAUAAUAUCCAUGAAGAAAUGUUAUUUUGCGAGCCAAUUAUGCGAGGAACAAGUGACGAAAUUUUUGAAAAGCUGAAUUCUUUCGUCAAGGCCAAAAAUCUGGAAUGGGAGAAAUGCGUAGGUGUGUGUACAGAUGGAGCACGUGCAAUGUGUGGAAGAAACAGUGGAGUUGUGACGCGGAUUUUGAAACUAUGUCCGAAUGCUUCUUGGACUCAUUGCAGCUUGCAUCGGGAGGCGCUGGUGGCUAAAACACUAUCGGAUGAUUUUAAAAACGUGUUAAAUACUACAGUGAAGAUUGUAAACUUCGUGAAAACUAAGCCACUACAAUCUCGCUUAUUUGAGAAGCUUUGUGAAGAUAUGGGAAGCGAUUUUACAUCUUUGUUGCUUCACACGGAAGUUCGAUGGCUGUCCAGAGGUAGGGUACUGACAAGAGUACUUGAACUGCGCGAGGAGCUAGCAAUUUUUCUGCAAGGGAAAGAAAACUUCUCAAUAGUCUCGCCCAUCACCGCUAGUGACACGUCGUCCGCAAAACCCACGAUUUUACUUUCCUGGGUAGCUGCAAAGUCAAAACUCGUCGUACAUCCCGUUCAAGAGUUGGACCAAAUAUUGGGGACCCGCAUUCUGUGCAGCGCCGUCGCGAUGGCUUCAAAGCUGGCGCUGUUGAACGCGUUCUUCGUCUAUCGUGACCACUGCGCAGUACCGAUCUCCUCGUCUCUUCUGCGGACGCCUUCUCAGCACUCUCGAGCACUGUUCGAAUUGCAUCCACCGUAG
This is a messenger RNA of Armigeres subalbatus, 1482 nucleotides long. Its product is annotated as zinc finger BED domain-containing protein 5-like. The record is from RefSeq and is a predicted model, not a curated record. Bases 1 to 1482 code for a protein of 493 amino acids. The transcript has 3 exons. NCBI's taxonomy places the organism in Eukaryota, Metazoa, Arthropoda, Insecta, Diptera, Culicidae.